CAGGCCCAGGGACUCCGAACUUUGAAGUCCGAACUCGGAUCUGCACUCUGCAUGUGGCUUUUCCGGACUUUCAUAAAUCUGGUGCCAGGUGCCUCCUUUCAACAAAUUUUGUGGGGGAACAUUCCUUCAGGUUCUCCUGAAGAACCUCCGUCCGAAAGGCACAGCGUCGCAGCAUUGUGUCCACUGCCAAGAGGGCAUCUCGAGCAGUCAUCCCCCGGGGCUCAAGAUGGGACCUUUUCUGCGGAGCUCUCUCGUCCUCUUCCUGGCGGUCUUGUUGCUCGCUGUGUCCCCAGCGCCUGCCGCUGCCUCCUCGCGCCACCUCCAUCGGCAUCUCGAAUCUUUGAAUGGCCCCGACGAGCAUGACUUUUUCUUCAGCAACGCCAGCCAGCUGAAUCCCAACGUGACCGCCAACCUCAUCGGCGGCUGCUGGUACAAGCCCAUCAACUUCACCAAGUACCAAGACCAGGUGGAGAACCUUGUCGCGUCCUUCUACCAGAAACUGCUCAACGGGACGCUCCUCCCAGGGGGCGGUAACGUGACAGUUGUGCGCCUGCCGGACGGGAGCCUGUCCAUCAUCAACGGGAAUGUCACCGUGUCUCCCACGGGCCAACUUAUUAUCGACGGGAAUGUGACCACCACGGGGGUUUUCAACGGGACGCUCAGGCUCAACCAAACCCUGCCGAACAUAACGAGCCUUGUCACCUCAAUCUUCCAGCAAGCUGCAAAUCUUGCAGGGAACAACAGCACUCUGGGGUCGUUGAUCGGAGGGAACAGUAGCACGCUGGGGUCGUUGGUUGGCGGGAUUCUUGGGAACCUUCCCCCUGUUCCGGGUUUGAACACCACAAUCGGCGAGCUUCCGUCCAUCGAGUUCAGCCCCAGUAUGCUGAGCAACGCAACCCAGCUUCUCAGCUACAGCCCCGUGACUCCUGACGCCAUCCUGGCGUACCUACGGAAUCUCACGGCAGCGACACUGGCCGCCAUUGACCCCGGCCUCCUGGCAGGAGCAGAUAACGGCCCUCUCAACCGCGCUACCCCCGUAGCGGCAACCCCCAUCCCCACAGCCGGACCUGGGGUCAACCAAUCCCUACCGGGAUUCCCCGACAUCAAGGUCUACUUUUUUGUGAUUGUGGCAAGGUCAACCGACAACGACGUCACACAGACCAUGCUCGUCAACCAGAUUGCAAGGAUGAAUGCUGACUACGGGGCCUCCGGUUAUCCCUCACGUUUUGUCCUUGCGGGGGCGGUCAGAAUUGUGAACCCACUGUGGGUCGACAGGGAUGUGGACACAGAGGAGCGAAUUUUCAACGAGAUGAAGUUCCAGACUAGGAUAGGAGGCCCACAGGAGUUCAACGUAUGGAUUACCACCUUCUCCGACUCUGGCCUGAACGGGUAUGCCACUUUCCCGUGGGACUACCAGGACGACCCCAGGAUUGACGGCGUUGUGAUCAGCAAGUACACGCUGCCCAUGGACAGGAGCAACCGCAACUACCAGGCGCUGCGCAGCGUGGGCAUCACGCUCACGCACGAGACGGGGCACUGGCUGGGCCUCUUCCACACGUUCCAGGGCGGGUGCACCGGUAGCGGCGACUUUGUGUCGGACACUCAGGCGGAGGGGACGCCCAACGACUACAGCGACCCCGCGUGCACCAGGAUGAAGUACUCGUGCCCGGCAGGGAGCAGGGCACCCCCCGACCCGAUCUUCAACUUCAUGGACUACGGGGCGUGCAGGCGCACAUUCACGACCGGCCAGGUCGCAAGGGCGAAGCAGUACUGGACGUACUACCGGUACAACCAGGGUUAAGCGGGGGGUCAGGGCCGGUUAUUUAUGUGAGUAUGGUUUCGUAAGGUGGGACAACAAGCGUUGUUUAUAAAGAAGCGUGGUUGAAAGAGGGUGUGGACCUUAGGCGUAAAUUGCAAAUGGACUGGUCUGCUGCGAGUGGAUCCGGGUUGUAUUCAAAAAAGGGGUGUUUGAGAAGUCGGUUGUCGAAGGUUGUGCAGGUUUCUAAGUUAUUGACGAAGUAGAGGAGGAGCUAUGUUAUAUCGCACGCUGCCAGGGCGGGAAAAGGAGUGUGAGAGAGCAGCGAAGCUAGACCACGGUUCCAGCCACCUAGAGAGUCCGCAUGCACAUUUAGAGUCCUUGGCUAGAAAUGAGCACGCCAUGUAGUAGCCAGCAGCAGAGGCACGCACGUUGGCGGGGCACGCACGGCGGUAAGCACCAUGCGAUGGCGCUGCUCCCUGUCCCUUUUUAAGAACUGAAGAUUUUAUGGUUGCUGUAAAAGCUUGAGCGAUAAAGUUACACUCGUGAUCUGGCAUCGACUCAAAACACAUAUGUACGUGACCUUAGUGGGGGAUGAGCAAGCUUCAUUCGGCCGUUUGUCGCAUGCUACUUGUAAACGCUUUUGUUGGAGCAAUUUUUGGAGUCUACAAACUUUGUUGUUCCGGUGUGGCUUGUCCAAUCACAUUGUGCGCUUAUUCAAAGUUGCAUUGCUGUCCGAUUGAGUUGUCUGGCCCGCAUAAACGUACCGACCAUUGUGUAGCAACC
Klebsormidium nitens is the source of this 2542-nucleotide messenger RNA. The record is from the annotation of a GenBank genome assembly. NCBI's taxonomy places the organism in Eukaryota, Viridiplantae, Streptophyta, Klebsormidiophyceae, Klebsormidiales, Klebsormidiaceae.